This is a messenger RNA of Rodentolepis nana, 423 nucleotides long. The record is from the annotation of a GenBank genome assembly. NCBI's taxonomy places the organism in Eukaryota, Metazoa, Platyhelminthes, Cestoda, Cyclophyllidea, Hymenolepididae.
AUUAUUGAAUUUGAAUGCGGGGAAUGUGGAAAAUCUUUCAAUACAGAUGAUGAUCUGCAAUACCACGUCGACUGCGAACACGAAAUUUGCUUCGUAUUGAACGAUCGUAAUUCACUAGAAGCCCAAAAGGAAGAUAUACCGAUCAAACCCCCUACCAGAAUGGAUGCAAGCAUUCUCCGCGAAUGUUGUGGCAAAGAGUUUUCAUUCGAUAGCAGACGCCUAGGGGAUAAAUUCCAUGCCAAGACCUAUAGAAAGCCACCUGCUAUGCAAAUGCUUAUUGAAACGGGUCACAAAGGUGAUGCGGUAGCUGAUAAAGCAGCGACCCGUCCACCUCUUCACCCGAUCGAGGAGGUGACAGUUACAACAAAACCAGUUGAAAAGAACCUAUUGAACAAACAACAGACGAAACAGUGUCAGAGCUAA